UGGUCCGGCUUUCCUACGUCUCUCCGUGGCGGAGGCGGGCCUGCUUUAGCCGUGGAAGGGCGUUUGUUUUUCGGCAGGGUAACGCAGUUAGGGAGGGGUGGGACUUUUUUUUCGAGUCGAAGAAAGCCCACCUUUUCUUUCUCAUUGUCUAGAGCUGUGAGGAAUGUGCCGGUCUGAGAGAGAGAGAAAGAAAGAAAAGCGUGCUGGAGUUACCUCCCUUUCAUUCGCCAGAUUUUAAUGGGAAUUAUAUCUUCGCACACGUGUCGAGGUGAGUGGAAAGGAGUCCAUAUGGUUUCCUUUCUUUUUCACUUGUUUGCGCGGUGAUCCUGGUGUCUGAAACAGACCUCUUCCCAGGUCUCAACUCCACCGCUGCGAUUUUCACAUCAUCCAGAAUAAUGAUCUGAAGGACCCGAGCUCCGGUAAACCAACUUCAGAGCAAGGUGCCUCACAGACUCCUCUCCCCUGCGCCCCACAGCUUUAAGCAUUACACCAAUUUUCGUAUUUUCGCAGCUGUGAAUGACAUCAACCCCCCCAACCAAAAAAAGCACCUAAGGACAAAAAACUAAUUCGGCUCCCCAACUCGGCUCCCACCUAUGAGCCGGCUCCCGUCGUUCACUUCAAAGAGCUGGCUCUUUGAACCGGAUCGUUCGCAACCGACACAUCACUACCGGUUUCCUACUGACCCAGACAAGAGGGCCAAAUGGAUUGCAGCUGUGAAGAGACAGGAUUGGGAGCCAACAGAGUACUCCAGACUUUGCAGUGAUCAUUUCAUUUCAGAUUCUCUGCAGAAGAGGAGAGACGCGCAAAAUGGGUGUCCGCUGUGCGAAGAGAAAACUGGAACCCCAGUUUUACCAGCCGAAUUUGUAGCGAACACUUCAUAUCAGGUGAUUUAUCGCCACAGUAUACUUGUGAGAAUCGAGCAACAGGGAAGUUGGACUAACCAGAAUAUCAAGCAGCAGUGGGGUUAAGGUGUGAACUCCUCAGAGUUUGAGGGCAAUAAUUUCCCAUCCUUCCUCUGUAAGCUUUCUUGAGCAAUAAGACUCAACUACACAAAUGUGUACCCUUCCCCAAAGGCAGCAUAUAAAUCUUACAGUAGCUUAGUAUCUGAUAACAGUAUGACUGAGUUCAAAGACACAACCAACCGCCAACUCCGGCACAAACUUCAGAGUCUAGGGCGGCGUCUGGAUGAGCUUGAGGAGGCCACAAGUAAGCUCCAAAAGGCUGAGGAUGAGCUUCUGGACCUUCAAGACAAAAUCAUCCAAGCUGAGGGAAGUAACUCCUCCUUGCUUGGUGAUGUUGAAGCACUUCGAAAAAGAGUUCUUAAAAUUGAGGGGAAGGAUGAGGAGGUGAGAAAAGCAGAAGAUCUUUGCCGAUUGAUAAAGGAGAAGCUAGAAGAAGAAGAGAAUCUAACUCGGGAGCUUAAAGCAGAGAUUGAGCAUCUUCAGCUCAGAAUGACUGAACUAGAGAAGUUAGAGGAGGCAUUUGGGAAGAGCAAAUCAGACUGCACACAACUUUGUCUGAGCCUUAAUGAAGAAAAGAAUCUUACUAAGAAGCUCUCAGCUGAGCUAGAGGCCCUGAAAGCCAGAGUAAAGGAAGUGGAUUCCUCUGAGGCAUCUCUGAACCGGGCAGAGCAGGCCCUAGCCACAGAGAUGGAGAAACUUAAAAGCCUCACUCAGACAUUUGUUGUUGAGCGCAAAAAGCUCCUGGAAAAACAGAGAGAAGAUGAGAAAAUUAUUCUCAAAUUAACUGAAAAGCUUGAACAUCAGAAGAGCAAAGUAGGUUCUUUAGACCUUAGCUUCAGUGAGUCCCAUGAUCUUCUUAUUGAGGAUGACCUCUCAGCAGGCCUUAGUAGCAAACUGGCACGAAAGAAGAAGCUCUCACACGAUGUAGGCUUGAGAAACAAAUCGGAGAAUGAGAAAAACAGCCUGGAAGGGCAGGAGGACAACAAAAUCAAAGAACUUACACAAGAAGUAGAGACUCUAAAGAGCCGUCUGAAGCAGCUGGAGAUGGUAGGAGAGGACCUGAAAAACACAGAAUCAAAAAAUGCAGAACUAGUUGAAAAGUUUCGGCAAGAGAGGAGUCAUAAUCAAGUGCUGAGUGACCAACUCGAGCAGCUGAAGAUUCAGCUUUUUAGCAGUAAGAGUAGCAAUGGAAGCCUGGUUGUUUGCAGUACAACAAAUGUUCUUGAGAAUGGCAAAGCUGAAACUGAGGAGAUCAACAUACGGGGAGGCUUUAAGCAGGAGAAGAAGGGUAAGAUUUUGGCUGGCAUUGAUGCAGUUAACCCAAAGUAUAAAAAAAGGGACAAUUCACCGCAGCAACUGAAACUUAAGAGUAAAGAGCUCAGCCAGUCAACAGAAAAAUCCCCUACACGGAGGGCCCUAAGUCCUGCCCACAGGCCCAAGAAAACUGGGUUAAAAACUGGGUCUUCAAAUACUGCUGAUAGUGGGCUAAAAGAUGUCAAAAAUGUUGAGGAGAAAUUUGGAAGUGCCAUUCAGGCAACAUCCAUUACAUCAAGUGAUAAAAAAGUUUCUGUACUUAGCCGAUAUCCUCCUGCUGCCAGUGACCAAAAGCCUGGGAAGGUAUCAGUUAAACCAGGUAAUACUGAAGGCAAGAAAACAAGUAGACUUGUGUCUCCACCAGAAAAAGGCAGAGUAACUGAAAUGGAGCCAUCAGGUACUCCACAGGAGGUAACUACAGUGUUAAGUCUUUCCCAGGCAAAUGGAUCUUAUACUGCAUACAGAUCCCAUGUAACAUCAUCUGGGUUAAUUGAUCAUGGAUCUGAAGGUCACUCAUCCUUUGAAACAGAAUCUGUUGGAUCAAAGCACUCAGUGGGUGAGCAAGACACUGCUGCUGUAAUAUCUGUUUUAAGUAGCAGAACAACAGAUUCUAAGUAUCCAAGGUACACAAGAUUGCAGGAUUCUCACUCGGUUGGAUCUUCAACAAGGAGCUCUUAUGAUGAGGAGCAGCACAGGGCCCUAAUGAUGGAAGGUGGAUCUCAGGAACCUUUUAAGACAUCCACCGGAAUUGAAAUCCAACGUGUGUGCAGCCCACGUGAGGCUCUGUGCUCUAAGGUACUCAUCAAGCCAGCCAUCGCAGAGUAUGACAGGAAGGAAAUGAUGUCAGGAGGGAGCAUAGAACCAACACGUACCAAUGAGAAACCAAAAAUAGCCACCAAGCCUAACAAGAUGACCAGCAGCAUUACUUUCUAUCCCAAUGACCCCAGCUCUUCUCGAACCAGCAGUCGAAGCAGCAGUGUUUCAAGUGAACCACCAUCUAAGGAGCGACACACUUCCACCAGCAACAUUGUCAUUGGGUCAAACACUGAGCUCAGAGGCAGCAUCACUAUCCCCUAUGAAAUAUCCAUUCCCAAGAGUGAGAUCACUCUAAGGUCUGUUGAUGGUGAUGAUGAGAACUCUGAUCUUCCCAGUGUCCUAGAGACAACUUGUAUAGAAACAACCAUUCUGUCCCGAAGCAGUUUGAACUUUCAGUCCCCAGAAAUCGGCUCUGAGCUUGACAACAGUGAGUCUGGCUUUGAGAGCAGUGGGAGUAUUUCUAUGACUACAGUCACUAACCGGAGAAACCACAAUAAUAACCACUGUUCAUCCCAGGAAGAUAGCUUACCAGAGAUGAGGAAUGUGACUGUUAGAAGUGCAUGGAGGAAUCGAGGGGCAGUAUCUGUGGACCAGCUUGGGCAGGGACCAAGACGUGAUGGUUUGGAGGCUGAAACAGAACCCAUCACAACAUGGAGAGCGUACAGAGCUACCACUGUCCUUGACACAGAGGAGAAUUUAACAUCUAAUGUCACUGCACGAAGUGGAAAGCCAAGCCCAGCAGAGAGGUAUAUGCGGAAGAUCAGUAGUGGAAAUCUUGGUAGAGAUUCUCUUGAGUUCCCACGCAGGAGCAAAUGUGUGUCCCCAGUUGAUAGCAGUCUUCAAAGGAUCAUUCCUCAUGAGCCUGUUUGUGCCCAGCAACUACAACCAAGAAUGCAAAAAGAACCUCCUCUGUUUAUCCAGGCUGUUGAGAGUGAGCCAUCAGUAAUCUCAUGGAGGAGGCAGUCAGCAGGUGAUGUAAACUCAUCUGAGCGGCUCAGAGGUCGAGGGGCGUGGACAGGCAAGUCUAGCGGCGGAGACGGGAGUCGCCCCUGGAGCAGCCGUCAUCAUGACAACUGACCCUGUGGUCCAUUGCUCUUCCACAGAGGUCCCGUGUGAGACGGCACCCCCGCGUUUUGGCUCCGCUGCAUCUCAAUCCUCAGACAUCUCCAAGCUGCACUUGAACUCCCUUAGCUCCUCCCACUCCUCCCCUGACCUGACCCUGGCCUUUUCCCACAGGUUCCAACUUGUGUGACUGCGACUGGAUGUGUGCUUGAAGCGAAGGAUGGGGAAAUGGAGUAAUUGGGGAAGUGCUGCUGAGAUUUUACAGUUUAGGAUGGAUCCCUGUAUAAUUUCUGCUAUGGAAGUGAUGUUGGACACCUGAGCUUUGGGACUGUGUUACAGCCAGGGGCAUCCUGUAUCUCAUAGAAUCUAUGCUUGCAAUCCCCCCCCCCCAAAAAAAAAAAACCAAUCUUGCACAACCCAGGAUCAUCAUGCAAACACACAGCAUUGCACAUGUUUAUAUAUCUAGCAGGAAAACGUGAAGAAUCUGUGUUCAUGCUCAGAAGUCGUCUCAUAUAUCCACACACAAACAUUUUUGUCUGCAUCAGUCCUUAAAGUGCCAGAGUGUCCCAUUUAAAAAAAAAAAGUUUCUUCAUUUUUGCGCACUUCUGUUUGUCCUCAUGCUGUCACUGGUUCUGAAAUUGCACAUCAGAUACAUGUAUGGGUAAGAAACUGGAUAGCUGGGUAGUUUGGAUGCUCAUAGUGAAACUUGUACACACACUUGCAUGCUUUUGCACAGACAGGAACAAGGCAUAAAGAGAAAGUGGAAUGGUGGUUUUAUUCCCAGUACACAGAGGCUGAAACCAAUUGAACCACUUUGCCCCCAUGGUGCAUUGCUGCAGGAAUGGGACAGCACUUCAGCAGUGUAAUGGAAAAAGCAGCAUCACAGUCUAUCUGCAUCUUCAUGUGCUACCUGCUGGCAUGAUGUCAAGCCCUGGGCUCUAAUUGGACAAGAAGUGUGUGCGAUAUUACAGCAGCUACUGUGACUGGACAGAGCAUGUACUCUGAAAAUGAGCACUGAUCAGGUUCAUUGUCUUCAUCUUCAGAUUUUUUUUUUUUGGUUAGCAUACCGAAAUGCUGUUAUAAACAUGCAUCUUAUAACCAAAUGUAAAAAAAAACAUGCCAGUUGUGGGUCCACUGUCCUCUAGUCCCUGAGAAGUCAAUCCAAAUUUCACUGGAUAAAUUAGAUCUGUCUAACAGUUUCUGCUCAAAAUGUCUCUGUACCAUCCUGUCUUGCUACGUGUAUACUACUUUUCUUUGUCGUGUCUCUAGGAGGAAGCCAAUUCAAGUCAUUAAUUGAUCAUGUGAUCAUGGCCAGUGUUUCCCAUUCCAACACCUUCCGCUUCUGCUGUCAUAUAGAUGGUCUUCAUCGAGACAUUUGGGCGCUUAUUGCACUUAAAGUUACAUUUCCAUUUUGUUGCUAAAAAUAUGCAGAAAGAAUGUUUUUAGAUGUUUUGCUUAGAUUGCAUUAACCACUAAAAUCGUAAGACAAAUAAUGUGAGAGAGAGAAUGUGCGAGCGCAGUGUUUGUUCUGGGAGAAACAGGUGCAACUCUCCAGCUUUUAAGAUAUUGUGCAUUAUGUUUCACUCUGCUGUGCCUCUGACCCCAAAAAAUGCUUAUUCCAAACCACGCUUUUAUGUAAAACACGUUUUCUGAAAUUCCCCAACGCUGACAUCAACUGACUCCACUUUGUGUUGGGGUUUUCUGGUUGCUGUGAGACAGUAGCACCCCCCCCCCCAAAAAAAAAAACCUGCAAACUCACAACAGAGUUCUGAAGGUCGUUUUUAUUGGCUGCCUAAAUGAUGGUGCCCCUGAACUGUGCCACAAUUUCCACAAGGGCAACACUGCAGCUAAUUGUGUCAUUUAAGGUGUAAGAAAUAUUUUUUGGGAAGGAGGCACUGUUCAGAAAGAGAGAUCAGGGCUACUUCAUCUGCAUGCAGGGACUUGUCAGGAUGUCGUGUCACCAUGGUUUGGAUUUGGCUAGGAUGAAGUGUGUUGACCAAAAUAGGAGAGUUUAAGAAAGGAGCUAUAUGAUGCUGAAGGUGGCUUUAAAACACUAUGUAGGGGACAUAAGUGCACUGCAGUAAUCAUUUAAAUCUGUCUUGGUGUCUUCAUAACUGUUCAGUGCUGUAGUAUUGGUGUGGUUUGGAAUUAAAGGUGUUUUUAAAGAGCUGGAGUAAAACUAUAUUCUAAUGCUGUAGCUGAUUAUCUCGUGUCUUUAUACAGAGCUAUAAGUGUUGUGUGUUCAAUGUGUUCAUUCAUUUCUUUUGUUUUAAAAUGAACAUGGGGAAAACAAGGGAACAACUUUUCAUAUUUUUGCACUAGAAUAAGAAAUUAGUUUCUGACCCCUCCCCCCCAAAAAAAUGUAUUUCUAAUUAAAACAGUUUAAAUAGUUUCUACUAAUUUAACUGCACAAAGUCUAGAAAUCACACAUGAAAAUAUAUAUAUAUAUAUAUAUAUAUACACACACAUAUAUAUAUAUAUACACACACACGCACCAGUGUGAAGAGAAGCAUCCUGGAAAUACCAGUAACACUAUUUCACAUGCAAUUUUCUAGUUAAGAUGUAAUACUUGGUUUUCUGCUUAACAUAAAAGAUAUGAUAAAAAUGGGAUCAACAUAUGCAGAAAUACAUUUGGGCUGAUUAAAAUAUUCUUAAAUUGCAGCAUGUGAAAGAUUUUUUUUUACCACCAUGUCAUUCUUCUUUACUGCUACCAUCUUGCUGUUUGUUUCUUUUAAAAAAGCAUUAUCCAUAUUAGCAGUACAUCAAGAAAUCUUUAACUUGCCCUUCUUGCCACACUAGUCUGAAUGACUAGUUACCCAGUCAUUCAGACCAUUCAAAUAAUGAGCCCCAUUAAAUGAAUCUGAAAUUGAGAAAUAGGAGCUUAUAGAAACAUUUCACUUUAAAGGCAAAAACCUUGGCAUUCAAAAUGGACAAAAAAAAAUUGAAACAAAAAAGGAAUAAAGACAGUACACAGACCAGUUGUGCUCAUCUCUCCAGUCUUCUCCAUUAGACUGUUCUGGAAACUGGAAGGUUUUUUUCUCUCUCUCUGUCAUUCUGCUACUCUAGUUUUCAAAGCAUGAAUAUUGAAAAGCAGAUCCUGUUGUAGCUUGUUGCAGAUAAUCACAUGCAAUUAUAUAAAGGAUUUAGCUGAAAGUAGCUCAUCAGACCAGAGACUAGCAACAGGUAAAUUUUCAUAGGGUUCCCCCCUCUCCAUUUUAUUUACCUUCUCCAGUCCAAUCUGAUAUGGCCUUUUUACAAAACAAAAUCAAGAAAUGAAAACAGAAUGGAGUGAAAAGCAUGCUUUUUUUCUCCAUUUUCUUUACCUCAAGUUCAAAACACAUCUCUAAUAUUCAAGAGCUGAUGUGAGGCACCACUGCAAAACAUAGCCAUGAACUAAUGCUUAUGAGCUAAAAUUUGGCCAUUUAGUCAUGUUCAUUAUUCAUCAGGGUCUUUUAAAAAUUUUUACGUAACUGGACCUUUGCACAUUUUGGUUGAAUAGCCCUGCUGUGCUUGUCUGUAUGCUCACUAUGAAUGUUGUACACUUCCAGACAUCCCAUUUUCAUGAUCAUGAACUGACUCCAGUUGAAACCAGUCCAUGAAAAAUCUACAGGCAUGAGCAAUAGGAAAUCCAGCCACAAUCAGCAACUGUGAAAUUACUGCUGUAGAGGUUUUUAAUAAAGUUCUUUUAAAAGCAUGCAGUGGAUCAAAAAUGUUCUAGGUCCUCUUUAUUUGAUGGGAAGAUGAUGAUGAAUUUAGUGGUGUUUGUGUAAUAUGAACAUAGCCUCUCAAGAGCUGUAAAGGUCAUGCUGAAAUACUCCAUUGUUUACAAUCUUUUUUUUUUUUAAGUCUGCCCCUAACCAGGCUCCAUUUGUUCUCUUCUCACUGGGGAAGAGAAAAGAAUUAAAAAAAAAAAAAAGACAUUACUGACUGGUUAUCAACAAAUGUUUCACCAUAAGGUGUGUGUAUAUAUAUAUAUGUUUUUUUUCCACCUCAAAAUGAAGUUAAUGCCUAAAAGUUCAGCCAUUUGGAGGAGAAACAAAAGUGCCAACUAUGUAACAUUUGUCAUUUACUUUGUGCCUUCAUCAUUCAUCAUGUGUGUUCAUUUUUUUUUAAAUCCUUUUUUUUUGGGGGGGGGGGGGGGGGGUAUGAGGUGCACAGGGCAAGAAUUUAAAGGGUAAAUACUGAAUUUUCCUUUCAUGGUCUACUAGGCCUUUGUCUACUAGUGUGGGUUUUUUGUUUUUUUUUCCUUUGUUUGCUUAUUUGUUUUUAAGGAAAAAAGAUCCUUGUUUGGAUUCUUGUAUUGGAAAAACAAUUAAAAUAUCUUGUCAUUUUGUAAAGUUGGCCUGUUGAUCUUUAAUUUUAUUCUCUUAAUUUUUCCACUUCUUUGUUUUAUUGUUCAUUGUGUGCUCCUGGAGAGUUUUUUUAUUUUUAUUAUUAUUGUCUUUUUUUCCCUGGAUGGUCUCACAUUGUUUAUGUAUCGAUGCCAGUAAUUAGUAAUGCAAAUCCACCAUUUUUUCAUAAUUCUAGAAUUAUAACAUGCAUACAUUAUAAAUCAUAGUGCUGAGAAACGUAUAAUGUAGGUAGAUUGGUUUCAGGUUUAGAACUGCUGUCCUCACUCUGACCUCCAUCCUCCCAAACUUUGAGUGUGAUCUUUACAAGUUGUCAAAGAUAGACAGGCCUAGACAGUCCUGGGCCUUAAAGACACACACACAUGCAUAUACACUUCUCAAAACUAAUGUGCAUGUAGUAUUAAUCCGACAAAAAAAAAAGUAGUAAAAAGUACGGUCUUGCGCAAACAGUUAUGGAUCCAUACAAUCAACUGAGGGAGGCUUUUAUUUUGUAUCUUUGCUAAAGCAGUGUUUCUAAGUGGCUUAGUCCUCAUGGUCAGAGGCAUGUGUGAGAGAGCAAGUGCACUCACAUGCGUGCACACACAUUUUAUUUAUAUAAUUUUUUUAAAAAACGUGCACACAAGCACACAGGGCAGGGCCUCUGCUGUUCCUAAUCUAUUUUAGUAUAAAUUGUUUUUGUGCAUGUUGCUAGAGAUCUCUCCUCAGGCUGCCGAUUCCACAGCAGAUUAUGUAUUCUAGUUAAGUAAUAAAACAUUUUUAACAUGAUCUAA
Molecule: messenger RNA, 9273 nt
Organism: Neoarius graeffei (lesser salmon catfish)
Lineage: Eukaryota; Metazoa; Chordata; Actinopteri; Siluriformes; Ariidae
Gene: luzp1
Product: leucine zipper protein 1
Exons: 8
Coding region: 1116-4169 (1017 amino acids)
Source: RefSeq, a predicted model, not a curated record